AUGGGCGACGGGUCUGACUAUCCUAGCCCACGAAGUGAAGGUCCCAACGGUGCUCUCGCUGCGUCCAUCCUUGCCUCCGCAUCUGAAUCCACUGCCCCAAUUGCCAGAAUGAACGAUCCUCAGCAGCCCAUGAGCUACACCAUUGACGGGGCGCGCCCGCGCCUUUCUGUUCGACGCGCCCGUGAUCCCCCUAAGAACUCCGAAGGUCAAAUUUUUUGCGAUCACCCUGAAUGUCAAUCUGCACCUCCUACUUUCCGCCGUCCAUGCGAAUGGAACAAACACAUGGAUAAACAUGAUCGUCCCUACAAGUGUUAUGAACCAAACUGUGACAAGAUUCAAGGCUUCACCUAUUCUGGUGGUCUUCUUCGUCACCAGCGUGAAGUUCACAAAAAAAAUACCGACUCUAAGAAGGCCCUGAUGUGCCCGUACACUGAUUGCAACCGCAGCACUGGCAACGGAUUUACGCGCCAAGAAAAUCUUCGUGAGCAUCUUCGCCGCCGCCACAUGCACAAUGACGAAGCCCCAGCCAUGGUUGACAUGUCGUGGGACCGCGCCCCCGAACUCGAUGGUGUCGAGGGCGUCCGCGCCCCCUCUCUCCCUAUCACUGGAUUGAAGCGCCGCCACGACUCUCCUGCAGUCGGAGAUCUUCGAGACCUGCCUGGGACCGAUGAGCAUGGAAUCGAUUUGCACAAUGAAGUCAAGAGACUCCGCCGCGAAGUCCAAGAGAAAGAUCGCCGCCUCGAAGAGCUGGAGCGAAUCGUCUCCAACAUUCAGCAGGCUAUCCCUCAGCAGUCUCCUCCCGUACCUGAAUUGCAGGAUCUUUCCCAGCCCACUCCCCAGCCUGCUGCGGCUCCAGUUUAA
This is a messenger RNA of Penicillium digitatum Pd1, 861 nucleotides long. Its product is annotated as putative C2H2 transcription factor. The record is from RefSeq and is a predicted model, not a curated record. Lineage: Eukaryota; Fungi; Ascomycota; Eurotiomycetes; Eurotiales; Aspergillaceae. Gene Ontology annotation, cellular component: nucleus. Gene Ontology annotation, biological process: regulation of transcription by RNA polymerase II.